Molecule: messenger RNA, 508 nt
Organism: Diprion similis
Lineage: Eukaryota; Metazoa; Arthropoda; Insecta; Hymenoptera; Diprionidae
Gene: Spase12
Product: signal peptidase complex subunit 1
Exons: 3
Coding region: 131-406 (91 amino acids)
Biological process (GO): protein targeting to ER
Cellular component (GO): signal peptidase complex; endoplasmic reticulum membrane
Source: RefSeq, a predicted model, not a curated record
UCUAUAACAUUGCGUAAGUUUGUGAUUUAAUUCAGGUAAGGGUUUCCCGUGCAACGUCAGAUGUGAGUAACCAUCUGUGGGUUUUAAAUAUUGGUAAAGAAGCAGUGAAUUAUUUUAUAAUUCUGUAAAAAUGGAUUUCUUUGACUCACUGCCAACACACAUGGACUAUGACGGCCAAGCCAGGGCAGAAAAACUCUCCAGGGUAAUUGUCACGUUGUUCGGAGUGGUUGGGCUUGUCUGGGGUUAUGCAAUACAGCAAUUUUCCCAAACUAUUUACAUUUUGGGGGCAGGUUUUGUCUUAGCUGGCAUAGUCACAAUUCCGCCAUGGCCAAUGUAUCGUCGCAAGCCUCUAGAUUGGCAGAAGCCUCAACCUGAAGUGCCAACAAAGUUCAAGAAGAAGAAAUAAAUUACUGAAUUAGGAACUAAAUAAACAUUUACUUCUUAUUACUGAUUCACAAUCACAACAUGAUAUAACUUAAAUAUGGAAUCUCGUAUUCUCCAAUUUAAA